CUUCGCGUAGGUACCGGAUGGAAUGUUGGGUUUCUGUAGCCUCUCCUGUUCUUGGCGUGUUUGACUGUUCAAUUCAAAGACGUUCGAGGAGUACUAGAGGGACUCCUGUACACCACUGCUGUUAGGAUAAUUGGCCCUGAGGAGAGAGAGGUCACAGUGAGACACUCAGACCAGAGUCCGCAGAUCAGAGACAACACCAGUGUCUACAGCACACAGCUGUGGUACAAUAAAGACUGAUGGCUGCGUCGGCAAUCCACUCUGAUGGAGGCACUCAUGAUGAUGAUGCUGAUUCAGCUGUACUCAGUGAGGAGUCCACGUCCAGGGACAUCUAUUUCUCUCGUACUCACCCCACUCAUGAUGAUGAUGCUGAUUCAGCUGUUUUUAGUGAGGAGUCUGAGCCCAGACACAUCACUUUCUCUCGUACUUUCUCUCGUGCUCACUGUGAUCAGUUCCAUCACAAAUGUGACAUUUGCAUUGGGAAUAUCAACGAUGCUGCAAAAUAUUGUAAGACUUGCAAAGCCUCCUACUGUGUGGCUCAUCUGGCAGACCACUACAAGACGCCAGUAUUUUCUACACAUGAAAUUGUUCAUCCUAAUCAGAAGCCAAAAGUGACACCAGUAAAAUCAAGUCAAUGGAUGAGAUCAGGUAUUGUAUGGAUGAUGCCAGUUAUUUUGGGUGUCCUGGUCUCACAGAUGUAUACAAGAGUCCAAUAUGGAGAUGUCACCCAACUGCAGAAGCAAAAGAGGGAGCUGAAUGCACAGCUGGAGGAGAGAGACAAACAGCUGGAGAAAUAUGUACAGCUGGAAAAGAAACGUCUUACUGAAUUACAGGACAUGAGGAGGAUUAAAGGUCAUGCAGUGGAUGUGACUCUGGAUCCUGACACAGCAAAUCCAUUUCUCAUCAUCUCUGCUGAUGGGAAACAAGUGAGACAUGGUGACACACUGCAAUAUUUCUUUAGCACCAAAAACAGGUUCUCUCAUGUUGUAAGCGUCUUGGGAAAGCAGGGGUUCUCCACUGGUCAAUUCUACUAUGAGGUUCAGGUCAAGGGGAAGACUGACUGGAGCUUAGGAGUGGCCAGAGAGUCCAUUACAAUGAUGACGGAGAAGAUAACUCUGAGCCCUGAUAAUGGAUACUGGACAAUAUUGCUGCGUAAUGGGAAUGAGUAUAAAGCAGCAGCAAGUCAUCCUGUUCCCCUCUCCCUGAAACAGAAGCCCCAGAGGGUGGGGGUGUUUGUUGAUUAUGAGGCAGGUCUGGUCUCCUUUUAUGAUGCAGACUGUUGGUAUCAUCUCUACUCUUAUACUAAUGUUAAGUUCACUGAGACACUUUACCCAUACUUUUCUCCUAAUAAGGGAGGUGAGAACUCCUCUCCUCUUAUCAUCUCCACCGUUUCAUUCUGCCCUGUUAAAUAAUCUAUAUUGAUGGCUGGAUGUUUUAUUAAAGUUGGACUCCAGCAGUUUAUUUUGUCCUUAAACUCUUCUCUGCUCCUCAGAAGUAUACAAUCAGAAGUAUGUUUACAUGAAUAAAUAAUCCCCUCAGUGGACUUAAUGUAGUUCAUAUAUGUAUGUUGCAUGUUGUAUGAGGCUGUGAUUGGUCGACCGUAAAUCCAAAGCAGACAUCCUUAGCUGUGAUAUUCACUGCUUAUUUUGUAUGUUUUGCUAUGUAAAACAAAGCGGACAUCAUAGACAUGUUAAAGAGAAACUAUGCAGGAUUGGCUAUUUCAUCUUAAGUUUCAGUUUCGUUUUUCAUUUUCGCUCGUUUUAUGCUUGCAUAUUUCUCUGCAGAGCUUCCCCGACAGCUUUAGCGUAUAUAUUUAUACAUAUAUAGGUUAUAUAUAAAUAUAUAAAUUGCAAGCGUGGUUCUUCUUGUUCUUUAUGCGUCUCAGCCUUCCAGAUGUAAACAGGGAACUAUCGUCUCCUGAACAAACUGCAAGGUUGCAAUAGCGGAUAGGGACACUGGGGGCGGGAGGAAAUAUUACUGUUUUCGAUAAAACUGGUCAGUCAAGCAAAACAACGAUUUCUAAGCGAUUUUAUGACUAUGAAAAAGUUGCAUAGGGUCUCUUUAACUUGAUUUUCACAGGAGGUCUUUAAGAAUGAACAAGUUAUUUUUUCUUAUGGUAAGCCCUAAAUGUUCUUAUUUACUUAUGCAAAUUAAUCGCUUUCAUGAACCCAUUUGUAUUCGCAUAUUUACAUGAUUGUAAAGUGAUUAUUUAAGUUGUGACGCAACCCAUUUCCAGUGUACUGAGUGCUGCACAGAGAGUGCUCGACCGCUUAGGUAAUCGAGUAGUAGCAUCAAUGCUUGAGCCUUUACAUUUUCAGUUUUUCUUCAUCAUGUUGCCGCAAUUCUCAGAUCAGAAUUGAGAUUCUCAAAACUGUGAGAACUCUAGAUCAUCUUAACACUUGUGCACAUCAUUAAACCAUCUUGAACAAUGCUUUAGCAUUUUGUACAAAAUGUCUGCUAUUUUUUUAAUUUUCAGUUGCAUGUCAUGUUGGUCAGAAUGCACCGAACUUGUUCCAUCUAGAAUAAUCCUGACCCAUAAAACAAGUAAGGGAUAAUGUAUAGAACGACGGUCGUCAAAAGUAAGUUCUGACAGGGUGAACAGGACCCCGACAUGACAGCGGAGCAUUCUGCAGCAUUAUGUGUAAUAAAUUGGCAUAAUAUUGCAUAAUAUCAUUACUUGCCAGUGUGUUCAACUAGCUAUCAUACUCUGUCUAGCAUACAUAUAUUUGGAGCAUCAGGAUGUACAGAAAGUGGUCCACAGCUCUGACCAAGGGUGGGUUCUAUCUUGUGUCUUUACAUUUUCUUUUUAAUUAUUCUUUACUUUUAAAGUAUUUUACCUAGUGUGUUAUAUUUUCUUUUUCUUUGGUAUUUUUUUAAUGAUCUUGAAUUUUGAAGGGAUAUUUCAGAAAAUAGAGCUGGAACUGAGCCAAUCACUGCAGAAUUCACAACAAUAUAGAAAAUACAGCUAUCAGUUUGAACCGGUGCAUCCUUGCUUGUAUUUUUUGCUACAUCAUGCCUGUGUGCCUGUGCGCCAAAUGUAACCCCUUGUAAAGAAUUAUUGUGAAUAAAUUAUACUUUGAUGAUA
Molecule: messenger RNA, 3082 nt
Organism: Sardina pilchardus (European sardine)
Lineage: Eukaryota; Metazoa; Chordata; Actinopteri; Clupeiformes; Clupeidae
Product: erythroid membrane-associated protein-like
Exons: 9
Coding region: 237-1409 (390 amino acids)
Biological process (GO): protein ubiquitination
Cellular component (GO): cytoplasm
Molecular function (GO): ubiquitin protein ligase activity; protein binding
Source: RefSeq, a predicted model, not a curated record